AUGGCGGGAAGGAAUGACGCUGCAAUGGCUGCCGCAAUGCAAGCGAUGGCACAAGCUGUGCAGAACUUGCCAAAUGCUGGUGGAGAUGCUGGAUCACGUAGCUUGGCGACUUUUCAAAGAGAGAAUCCGCCGGUGUUUAAAGGGAAGCAUGAUCCAGAUGCAGCCUUGGGAUGGUUGAAAGAGAUCGAGAGAAUCUUCCGUGUUAUGGAUUGCACUCCAGCUCAGAAGGUUCGGUAUGGUACUCACAUGCUAGCAGUCGAAGCUGAUGACUGGUGGCUAGAGACUCACGAGAGGUUGACCGUGGCAGGUGAAGUCAUUACUUGGGAUGUAUUCCGUAGGGAAUUCAUGAGAAAGUAUUAUCCGGAAGAUGUCCGUGGUAAGAAAGAAAUUGAGUUCCUUGAGCUGAAGCAAGGAAACAUGUCUGUCACUGAUUAUGCUGCAAAAUUUGUGGAGUUGUCCAAAUUUUAUCCUCAUUACACUGGUGCUGGUGCUGAAUUUUCAAAGUGCAUCAAGUUUGAAAACGGACUGCGCUCUGAAAUUAAGAAGGCUGUUGGGUAUCAGAAGAUACGCAUUUUUACUGAAUUGGUUGAUAGCUGCAGGAUAUUUGAAGAAGACAAUAAUGCUCAUUACAAGAUUGUCAGUGACCGCAGGGGCAAGCAACAUCAAAACCGUGGCAAGCCGUAUGAUGCUCCAGUGGGAAAAGGGAAACAAGGAGCUGCUCCGGCUCAGAGGACUAGUAGGGGAGGUGCCCCUGCUGGUAUAGUUUGCUUCAAAUGUGGUCAGGCUGGUCAUAAGAGUAAUGUAUGCACUGCUGAAGUAAAGAGGUGUUUUCGCUGUGGUAAGACUGGCCAUGCAAUAGCUGAUUGCAAGCACAAGGAAAUGAUUUGUUUUAAUUGUGGCGAAGAAGGGCAUAUUGGAAGUCAGUGUCAGAAGCCAAAGAAAUCUCAAACUGGAAAGGUGUUCGCAUUGACCGGAACUCAAACCUCCAGUGAGGACAGACUUAUCCGAGGUACAUGUUUCAUAAAUGGUACUCCUUUAAUUACUAUUAUUGAUACCGGUGCUACACACUGUUUUAUUUCUGCUAACUGUGCUCGAAGACUGGGUUUAAAAUUGUCCGCUUUGGAUGGUGAAUUGAUUGUUGAGACCCCAGCUAAGGGAUCGAUAACUACUUCUUUGGUAUGUUUAAAAUGUCCUUUGUCGAUCUUCGAUAAAGAUUUCUAUGUUGAUUUAGUAUGUUUGCCGUUGGAUGGGAUGGAUGUAAUUCUUGGUAUGAACUGGUUAGAGUAUAAUUAUGUUCAUAUAAAUUGUCAUCAUAAGUCGGUGAGGUUUUCCACUCCUGAAGAGGAAGGAGUUGACUUAUUACCUUUCAGAGAAUUGCGAAAAUUGAUGAAAGAGGGAGCUCAGAUGUUUUCUUUGAUGGCGACGUUGUCGGUUGAGAGUAAAGCUAAGAUUGAGGAACUGUUAGUGGUGAAAGAAUUCCCUGAAGUUUUUCCUGAUGAAAUUCCUAGUGUGCCGCCAGAGAGGGAAGUUAAAUUUACUAUUGAUCUGGUACCUGGUACUAGGCCUGUUUCGAUGGCACCGUAUAGAAUGUCGGCAUCUGAAUUGUAUGAAUUAAAGAAGCAAUUGGAAGACUUA
Molecule: messenger RNA, 1635 nt
Organism: Lathyrus oleraceus (garden pea)
Lineage: Eukaryota; Viridiplantae; Streptophyta; Magnoliopsida; Fabales; Fabaceae
Exons: 1
Molecular function (GO): zinc ion binding; nucleic acid binding
Source: RefSeq, a predicted model, not a curated record